Messenger RNA from Centropristis striata (black sea bass), 2581 nucleotides. RefSeq names its product solute carrier family 25 member 29. The transcript is spliced from 3 exons. Gene Ontology annotation, molecular function: high-affinity L-arginine transmembrane transporter activity. Bases 1079 to 2044 code for a protein of 321 amino acids. Gene Ontology annotation, biological process: mitochondrial L-ornithine transmembrane transport. The record is from RefSeq and is a predicted model, not a curated record. Gene Ontology annotation, cellular component: mitochondrion. NCBI's taxonomy places the organism in Eukaryota, Metazoa, Chordata, Actinopteri, Perciformes, Serranidae.
CCUCCGUGGUAUAUGUAAUGUUAAGUCACAAUAAUCCUUUAUCAUCAUACGUUAACUUGAAAAUCCACCGAAAACUGUUUACUGACAAAAUCAUAGUCAUAUGUAAAUCCAGUACUGUCAUAAAGCUGUCUCUCCAGCCCUUUUCAUGCUGCAUUUCUGCAAAAGUGCUCCAACUCGGAUUCAAGUGUGAAGCAUGUUUCUGAUGUGAGAAUUGACUUGUUUACACUAUCACAUUGACUGUAAAAACCUAAAAAUGGUAUUUACUUUCUUUGUUUCUGAGCGAUCUCCUCAUGUUAUUUCUGUGGUCUGUUCAGGAACUAUUAUCAGAUUUCAACAUAAACUGAGGUGAGACGCCCAAUCUGGCAUCAGAACAUGAGCAUGUGCUUCACAAGUCGAGGUUAUGUAACUUUCAAAGGCGCACUAAAGAAAGUUUUAGAGGGUGAUGAUGCCCAGCGAGCUGGCUGAAGCUCGAUAAGGCAGCGUUACCCUGGAGGAGAUGGCAGCAUACUCUAAAAUUACACAACAGUGCCAGCAGCAAGAGUUCUGGCCUUCAAAGACUGGGCAAAUAGGCCAAAAACUGGUUCAAAAGGCCUGGCGUGUUUGAUUUCUCAAAAUAAUCAGAAAAUCUGGCAUGUGUACAGUAACUAUCAGAGUUUUAAAGACUGGUUUGUGUGUCAGAGUUAUGAUUUUAUUCACACAUGUGCAGAACAGAGACAAACUCUGCAAGGCCAACAUGAGAGUUUGGCUAAGUCAGAGUUAGCAGAUCAGUAACAAUGCACUUAAUAACAGAGGUUAAAAACUGCCAAUGUUAAUGUUUGCACAGAUGUCUGAAAAACCUUGGGACACUAAUCUUGUUUUGUAGGAAUGAGAUAAGGAAGAGGGAAUGCUGUCUUUGUGUGAAUGAUAAGAUAACUUUGGGUAGAAUGACCUACUUUGCUGAGAUAGUGAAGUUUGAAGGUAAAGUGUCAUACUCUCACAUACGAAAAUCACAUGAUUUGAUUCAGGUUGUUACAUAAAUGGUGUAUAUGAUCUGUAUAAUAUAAAAAUAACACAUUUAUUACAGAGUAAAAAGCUUUUAAUGAAAUGGUCAGGUGAUAAGAUUACCGUUGUCCAUUUCUUAUGGUUGUUUCCUUUGUCUCCAGGUGCUGCUGGAGUCUUGGUUGGGCACCCAUUUGACACAGUCAAGGUGAGACUGCAGGUCCAGAGUGUUGAUAGGCCUCUGUACCGCGGGACCUUUCACUGUUUCCAGUCCAUCAUACGCCAGGAGUCGGCAUUUGGUUUGUACAAAGGCAUCGGAUCCCCCAUGAUGGGCCUUACAUUUAUUAAUGCUAUAGUGUUUGGUGUUCAGGGAAACACCAUGCGGAUGCUGGGACAUGACACCCCCAUGAACCAGUUCCUUGCCGGUGCAGCAGCAGGCGCCAUCCAGUGUGUCAUCUGCUGCCCCAUGGAGCUGGCCAAAACCCGCAUGCAAAUGCAGGGUACAGGAGAGAAGAAGAAGUCCGCCAGGAAGUUAUACAAGAAUUCCUUGGACUGCUUGGUACGCAUCUACAACCGGGAGGGUCUGCGGGGUGUAAACCGAGGCAUGGUCACCACAUUAAUCAGAGAGACGCCUGGCUUCGGAGUGUAUUUUCUGGCCUAUGACGUGAUGACACGCAGCCUCGGCUGCGAGCCGGACGACCGCUACAUGAUCCUCAAGCUGCUGUUCGCCGGGGGCAUGGCCGGCAUCGCCUCCUGGCUCUCCACCUACCCCGUGGAUGUGAUCAAAUCACGGCUGCAGGCGGACGGGGUGGGCGGAGUCAACCAGUACAGCAGCAUCGCUGACUGCGUGCGACAGAGCGUGAGGAGAGAGGGCUACAUGGUGUUCACACGAGGCCUUACCUCCACGCUGCUACGAGCCUUCCCCGUGAACGCGGCUACUUUCGCCACCGUCACCCUCAUCCUCAUGUACGCCCGCGGCGUGGAGCAGGGACCCAACGACUGCGAGUCGGCUCAGCCCAGCCACCACGCACAGAUACAGCAGCAGGUCCAACCCUCCAGCCUGUGACAGCACAGAGGUGUCAGCCUCAACCUGGGCACUUUACAAGAGAAUGGAAAGACAAAAUAUCCUACAAACCCUUUACUACUGUCCGACUCAGUCUCACAGCAGACAAGUCAUUCCCAAUUUUGAGUCAAAAAUACCUGAUUUAUAUAAACGCUGGUUUUUACUGUCAUUUCAAAAAGGAAAAAAAACUCUAUUGAUUUUUUUUCACAGUUAUUUAAGUUUCAGGGUUGCCUCUGCAGAUGAAGACUUGUAUAGGGAAUACCUCUAAUAAGAUGGAAAAAUGGAGCUUUCAGAUUCAUAAGUUUUUUUAACAGCAGCUUUUAUGACACUGAUCUAGACUUGUUACUGAGCUGAGGCUAGGUAGUGUGUACAGUGUAGACACUGAAGGUUAGUACAUAUAUCAUGGAAUGUGCAGUGUUUAACUGCACCUGUAUAUAGCAUUUAUUUUCUUUUUUUAACGUAUAGGAAACCUUUUUCCUGCCUUAUGAUAUGGAUACUUUUAUUUUGUGUAAGGAAGCUGAAGCACCUGUUUGUAUCUGA